AUGACCUCGUAUUUCGACGAUCCCGACUCAGAGAUCCGUCCCUUACCGCAGUGCGGCUUCGGUGCGGACGUUGAUUUCAAUACCCUAAUCCAAUCGAAUCGUUUCCUUUUCCGCGUGUACACACCGAAAGAAAGGUCGCCAUUCUAUGAUGAUACUGAACCUUUCUUUGUUGCUCCACGAUUCGACGAGCAGUUUGUUCGCUCUCCAGUAGAUCUUCCGAAGGUCAAGUUCUCCGAGCCAUUCAUCGGCUCGUAUGCCGACGUUGCCCGACAUAUGGAAUGGACAACAAGAUCGACAUCAUCCUAUAUCUCGACAUCCUUCAGUUUCAGCUGGUCUAUCUGGGAAGCCGUCAGACGGUAUUAUCAAGGGGUAAAGAAAGAUGUCGAAAUCGCUAUCAUCGAUUCAACAGCUCUCGGAGGUAGAGCAGCUACGGCAAUCCAGCUAAUGCAGAAAAGUACUCCUUCAGAGCGAACGGAACAAUACUGGAAAUGGUACCGUUUCUCGCAGGAUUCCCAGUCAGUCCUCGUGUAUGGGAUGAUUCCCCGGACAGCAGUCCUAGCUUCAGUACCUCUUAUCCAGAUUCUCCGAAAGAUGCCAUCGUACUUCCUUCGACAGGAUGUCCAAAUCAUCUCUGGAAACCCUUUAGACUUGGUUGCGUGGAAUUUUGCUCUACGCAAACACAACUACCGCCAGUUUUGCCAAGACAUGUCAAAACUGUUCCUCGCACGACCUGCUGAAGUAAGGUUGCGAGACUCAACAGCUGGCUGCGUCAGACUGGCGCUAUCAUUCCUCCGACCGUUCUUUCAUCGUGUGGUACAGAGUGACUUCGAAAUCGCCAUCAGUUAUCUCCGCAACCUUUCCAUUACGAUUUCCCAAUGGCCCGGCGGCGAAUGGCUCAGAGACCACAAGGAAAUCCGGAGAAUCAUAGACUCGAUGGUCCUCGCUCUGGCAGAGGAACUCAGAGAGAAAUACCUGGACGAGAAACAGGAGGAAAUGGCACGUUUGCAAUUGGUUAUCAACGGGCUUCAGCAGGAGGUGGAUGCACAGAAGGCCAAUACAACCAUUCUCCACCUGAACCUCGUGGACGAUGACUCAGAUGACGAAUUUGCAGUUGAUUUCGGGGAGUCCGAGGAGCCAACGCUGGUAACCCCAAGUGUGCUCCCGAUCGUGGAGAAACCGUCCUCUUUGUACAUACCCAUUGUUACGGUGCAGCCUCGUAUCCCACCUGCCUUCCAAACACCUAUCACGCCGCCAGAGUCGCCCCGAAACUCGCUUUUUGUGACAGCGGUAUCGGGGUCUGUUAAUAAUGUCAUACCAAGUCCUCUUGCGAAGGAAUAUGUGGAUGACGUUGGCCAAGCAAGCAAUGAAGUUGUGCCUGUAGAAGCGCCGCUAUCUGCGGUUUCAGAGGAGCCGGCCUCUCCUCCGCCCACCCCGCCUGUUCAUUCAACAAUUCUCCCGCCAGUUUCCCUAUCUCCCAUCGAAGAGGAAGCUUUUUGUGAAGAAGAAGAGACUCCCAAUGGCCAAGAAUGGAUAGAUUCAUCUAGCAAGGAUCUUGUCGACCAAACUCUAGAACUAUUGCAGGAUGAUGCAGGAUGUGCCAAUAAGCACGAUACCAGUGACCCACUUGCGCAGGAAAAUCUUCAUGGCGAGGUGUCUGUCGACGCACUACAUUAUGGAGAUGACCUUUCACACACAGAAGAUGAGGACGAUGGGGAAGAAACAGAACUUGAGCCAGAGACUGAGCACGAACAUUACUUGCCCCCCACUUCUUCCAACUCCUGGGCUAUGAUCCACCACGUUCGUCCCAAAGUGUCGUCUUUCUCUUCCACUCAUUCCUCUAUCGCGUCCAUGGACACCUUGAUCGAUCCAGGUGAAGGUUCAUUCCAUUUGAAACGGCUUUCCAUCACUUCAGCGGAUUCGUUCGAGUUUGUGCCACCUUAUUCGUCCUUCCGCUCAUUCAACAUUCCAUCUCAAACUGUUUCAUUUUCUGAACCUCCUUCGAGAGCUCCCUUGACUCCGAUAUUGAACCCUGUCGAUAUUCCUUUGCCACCGUCACCCAUACCUUCUUUGGACUCGAUAUGCUUGACGUCGUCGCUAUCAUCUGCUUCAUCGCACCUCUCAUCCACGCCCGCUUCUCCGAGAUCUCAAAGUGCUUCCCUGGAGUCGCGUUCCUCGUCCCCCUCUCCGUUGGCUCAACACUCAGUCCAAUCGUCGACCCAUUCUUCCCCUCAUUCGUCACCCUCUUCAGCAACAACUCCUUUGCCAUUGGAGCUUCAUUUACCCGUCAUCCCCGCCGCUCUGUUGAUUCCGCCUAAAGCUCGAAUCAGUCUGCUUUCACCGCUUCCAGAAGCCCACGACGUAGACGACGAGGAUGAGGACGAUCCCAAGUCAAAGGGUGUCCGCCCGACCAGAGUUGUUGAAACGGCGUCCUACCUCGUCGGUGGGUUUUUAGUUGGUGCUUUCAUCACGCUUUUUCUCUUUUCGACGCAACGCAGGCAGUUGCUUGCUCUGACUUGA
This is a messenger RNA of Psilocybe cubensis, 2517 nucleotides long. RefSeq lists its product as uncharacterized. The record is from RefSeq and is a predicted model, not a curated record. The transcript is spliced from 2 exons. NCBI's taxonomy places the organism in Eukaryota, Fungi, Basidiomycota, Agaricomycetes, Agaricales, Agrocybaceae. Bases 1 to 2517 code for a protein of 838 amino acids.